This is a messenger RNA of Anarrhichthys ocellatus (wolf-eel), 1642 nucleotides long. RefSeq names its product malate dehydrogenase, mitochondrial-like. The transcript has a single exon. Bases 6 to 1139 code for a protein of 377 amino acids. Gene Ontology annotation, cellular component: mitochondrion; cytoplasm. NCBI's taxonomy places the organism in Eukaryota, Metazoa, Chordata, Actinopteri, Perciformes, Anarhichadidae. Gene Ontology annotation, molecular function: L-malate dehydrogenase (NAD+) activity. Gene Ontology annotation, biological process: tricarboxylic acid cycle; malate metabolic process. The record is from RefSeq and is a predicted model, not a curated record.
UGCGCAUGACAGUUAGCUUGAUUUCCUGUUGGCUCGUGGCUAGAGGACGUUGGUGUCACAGACGAGAGGGGCUCAGCAAGCGUUUUUACUUUCCACUAAAGCAAGAAAAGAAGCAACAAACAAAAAUGUUUGCCCGUACCGUGAGACCGACCGUGAGCCUGGCUCGAAGCCUAUCCACCUCGUCACAGAACAACGCCAAGGUUGCGGUGCUUGGAGCGUCAGGCGGCAUAGGCCAGCCGCUUUCUCUGCUCCUCAAGAAUAGCCCUUUGGUGAGUCAACUCUCCCUGUAUGAUAUUGCCCACACCCCCGGGGUGGCUGCAGACCUCAGCCACAUCGAAACAAGGGCCCAUGUGACCGGCUACAUGGGUCUCGAUCAGUUAGACGCUGCUCUGCAGGGUUGCGAGGUUGUGGUCAUCCCCGCCGGUGUGCCCAGAAAACCCGGCAUGACCCGCGAUGAUCUCUUCAAAACCAACGCCACCAUUGUAGCCACCUUGGCCGAUGCCUGCGCCCGCAACUGUCCCGAGGCUAUGAUCUGCGUCAUCGCCAAUCCUGUCAACUCCACCAUACCUAUUACAUCAGAGGUCAUGAAGAAGCAUGGCGUGUACAACCCCAACAAGGUAUUUGGUGUCACGACCCUGGACAUUGUCAGAGCAAACGCGUUCGUGGCAGAGCUUAAAGGUCUUGACCCAGCUCGUGUCAAUGUACCGGUCAUUGGAGGUCAUGCUGGGAUUACCAUCAUUCCCCUCAUUUCCCAGUGCACACCAAAAGUGGAGUUCCCUGCUGACCAGUUGGCUGCUCUGACCAGCAGGAUCCAGGAGGCCGGCACAGAGGUGGUUAAGGCCAAGGCCGGAGCUGGAUCUGCUACCCUCUCCAUGGCCUAUGCUGGUGCCCGAUUCACCUUCUCUGUCCUGGAUGCCAUGAACGGAAAGGAGGGUGUGGUGGAAUGUGGGUAUGUCAGAUCUGAGGAGACAGAGUGCAAGUACUUCUCCACACCUCUUCUCCUGGGGAAGAACGGCAUUGAGAAGAACCUCGGGCUGGGCAAGCUGACUGCCUUCGAGGAGAAGCUGGUUGCCGAUGCCAUGACUGAGCUGAAGUCUUCCAUCAAGAAGGGCGAGGAUUUUGUGGCUAAUAUGAAGUGAACAGGGGGCAUUAAGUUAGUUGAAAACGAAGAGCUGUUGUGAAUGAUAUUUUUUUUUUUUCUGUCUUAACUUAAACGGCAUCUGGGUAAAUCUCAAGAUCUGUCAGUGUUUCCCCUUUUGUUUUUGUUUGGUCAUCUUUAUUCAGAAAUCCUGGUUUUAACCAAGGUCCUGUGUAUCAUCUCCUUACCUUUCAAACAUGGCUUUAUCUUGCACUAUGAUUACUGUACUGUGACUUAUAUAUAUUUUGCAAAUGUCAAAUUUAAACAAAAUUUCAUAUAUUUUCAUGUAAAGCCUGUAUUAACAGGGAUUUAUCUGCCCAAUGACUGAGGAGGAAAUACUGUCAUGCCUGUUGAUGCAAAUAGAUGUUGAGCAACUGAUAAGCAAAAUACUUACUCCACCAAUAAACAGUUUAGCUAAAAAAAAAACCGGAUUCUUUGUUUCUUGUUUUUUCUUACACAAAUAGUUUGACUGUACAGCUGAAACACUGACCACAUUUUUAGGGC